AGCGCGGGCUGGGCUCCGCGCGGCGCCAGCUGCCGCACCGCGAUUACCGGCUGCCCGCCUGGAACCCAAGCCGAUCCGAUCGCUGGCGAUUUCCAUAGCCAAGAGCCACUCCGACCAUGUAGAUGCCAGCUCCAGGGAGCAGCAUGGGCCCCACUGAAUGGAGACUCCUGGGUCUGCAGCCCUGAGCCACUCUGGUCCCUGGACCUCACCCCACACGUGGGGACACCCCUUGGAGCUCACCACCACCAUCACCAGACUGCCUCUGCCACACCCUCCCCCUGGGACUCGGAGUUGGCCACCUGGAGCUGCCACCCUCCAGUGAGGGUGUGCUGAGGAUAGCUACACACAGCCAUCACCCAGAAGCCUCUUGUCCAGUGCUGACUCUCAAGCCCACCCUGAGCAGGGACUUUGGCAAACAUGGGUGAUAUGACAAACAGCGACUUUUACUCCAAAAACCAAAGAAAUGAGUCAAGCCAUGGGGGUGAAUUCGGGUGCACCAUGGAGGAGCUCCGCUCCCUCAUGGAGCUGCGGGGUACCGAGGCUGUGGUCAAGAUCAAGGAGACCUACGGGGACACUGAAGCCAUCUGUCGGCGCCUCAGAACCUCACCUGUCGAAGGUUUACCGGGCACCGCUCCAGACCUGGAAAAGAGGAAACAGAUUUUUGGGCAAAACUUCAUACCUCCAAAGAAGCCAAAAACCUUCCUGCAGCUGGUGUGGGAGGCACUUCAGGAUGUGACACUCAUCAUCCUGGAGAUAGCAGCCAUCAUCUCCCUGGGACUGUCUUUCUACCACCCACCAGGAGAGAGCAAUGAAGGAUGUGCCACAGCCCAGGGCGGAGCAGAGGAUGAAGGCGAGGCAGAAGCAGGGUGGAUUGAGGGGGCUGCCAUCCUGCUGUCUGUUAUCUGUGUGGUCCUGGUCACAGCCUUCAAUGACUGGAGUAAGGAGAAGCAGUUCCGGGGCCUGCAGAGCCGCAUCGAGCAGGAGCAGAAGUUCACUGUGGUCCGGGCUGGCCAGGUGGUCCAGAUCCCUGUGGCCGAGAUUGUGGUUGGAGACAUUGCCCAGAUCAAAUAUGGUGACCUCCUCCCUGCCGAUGGCCUCUUCAUCCAGGGCAAUGACCUCAAGAUUGACGAGAGCUCACUGACAGGGGAGUCUGACCAGGUGCGCAAGUCAGUGGACAAGGACCCCAUGCUGCUGUCAGGGACCCAUGUGAUGGAGGGCUCAGGACGGAUGGUGGUGACUGCUGUGGGUGUGAACUCUCAGACUGGCAUCAUCUUUACUCUGCUGGGGGCUGGUGGUGAAGAGGAAGAGAAGAAAGAUAAAAAAGGUGUGAAGAAGGGGGAUUGCCUUCAGCUACCAGCAGCCGACGGCACAGCAGCUGCAAACGCUGCAGGUAGCGCAAAUGCCAGCCUAGUCAAUGGUAAAAUGCAAGAUGGCGGUGCGGACAGCAGCCAGAGCAAAGCCAAGCAGCAGGAUGGGGCAGCUGCUAUGGAGAUGCAACCCCUGAAGAGCGCAGAAGGUGGUGAUGCGGAUGACAAGAAAAAGGCCAACUUGCACAAGAAGGAGAAGUCAGUGCUGCAGGGCAAGCUCACCAAACUGGCAGUACAGAUCGGCAAGGCAGGCCUGGUGAUGUCAGCAAUCACGGUCAUCAUCCUGGUACUCUACUUCACUGUGGACACCUUCGUGGUCAACAAGAAGCCAUGGCUGCCAGAGUGCACACCUGUCUACGUGCAGUACUUUGUCAAGUUCUUCAUCAUCGGCGUGACGGUGUUAGUGGUUGCUGUGCCCGAGGGGCUCCCUCUGGCUGUCACCAUCUCACUGGCCUAUUCUGUGAAGAAAAUGAUGAAGGACAACAACCUGGUACGCCACCUGGAUGCCUGUGAGACCAUGGGCAACGCCACGGCCAUCUGCUCAGACAAGACAGGCACGCUGACCACCAACCGCAUGACAGUGGUACAGGCCUAUGUCGGUGAUGUCCACUACAAGGAGAUCCCCAAUCCAAGCUCCAUCAAUGAUAAGACCAUGGAGCUGCUGGUCAAUGCUAUUGCCAUCAACAGCGCCUACACCACCAAGAUCCUGCCUCCAGAGAAGGAAGGUGCCCUGCCCCGGCAGGUGGGCAACAAGACGGAGUGUGGCCUGUUGGGCUUCGUGCUGGAUCUGAAACAGGACUAUGAGCCAGUGCGUAGCCAGAUGCCAGAGGAGAAACUGUACAAGGUCUACACCUUCAACUCCGUGCGCAAGUCUAUGAGCACUGUCAUCAAGAUGCCCGACGAGAGCUUCCGCAUGUACAGCAAAGGCGCCUCUGAGAUAGUGCUCAAAAAAUGCUGUAAGAUCCUCAGUGAGGCAGGCGAGCCCCGCAUCUUCCGACCCCGUGACCGGGAUGAGAUGGUGAAGAAGGUGAUUGAGCCUAUGGCCUGCGACGGGCUCCGUACCAUCUGUGUGGCCUACCGAGACUUCCCCAGCAGCCCUGAGCCUGACUGGGACAAUGAAAACGACAUCCUUAAUGACCUCACAUGCAUCUGCGUGGUGGGCAUUGAAGACCCAGUGCGGCCUGAGGUUCCAGAAGCCAUCCGCAAAUGCCAACGGGCAGGCAUCACAGUCCGCAUGGUCACCGGGGACAAUAUCAAUACAGCCAGAGCAAUUGCCAUCAAGUGUGGCAUCAUCCACCCAGGGGAGGACUUCCUGUGCCUGGAGGGCAAAGAGUUCAACCGGAGGAUCCGCAAUGAGAAAGGGGAGAUUGAGCAGGAGCGGAUUGACAAGAUCUGGCCAAAGCUGAGGGUGCUGGCUCGCUCUUCGCCUACGGACAAGCACACCCUGGUCAAAGGCAUCAUCGACAGCACACACACUGAGCAGCGGCAGGUGGUGGCUGUGACAGGGGAUGGGACCAAUGACGGGCCUGCUCUCAAGAAGGCGGAUGUGGGCUUCGCAAUGGGUAUUGCAGGCACAGAUGUGGCCAAGGAGGCCUCAGAUAUCAUCCUGACAGAUGACAACUUCAGCAGCAUCGUCAAGGCAGUGAUGUGGGGCCGCAAUGUCUACGACAGUAUCUCCAAGUUCCUGCAGUUCCAGCUGACUGUCAACGUGGUGGCAGUGAUAGUGGCCUUCACAGGUGCCUGCAUCACGCAGGACUCCCCUCUGAAGGCCGUACAGAUGCUCUGGGUGAACCUCAUCAUGGACACAUUUGCAUCCCUGGCUCUGGCCACCGAGCCACCCACAGAAACCCUGCUCUUGAGGAAACCUUACGGCCGUAACAAGCCACUCAUCUCACGGACCAUGAUGAAGAACAUCCUGGGCCAUGCUGUCUACCAGCUCACCCUCAUCUUCACCCUGCUGUUUGUGGGUGAGAAGAUGUUCCAAAUUGACAGUGGGAGGAAUGCACCUCUGCACUCACCACCCUCUGAGCACUAUACCAUCAUCUUCAACACCUUCGUCAUGAUGCAACUCUUCAACGAGAUUAAUGCCCGCAAGAUCCACGGCGAGCGCAACGUCUUUGAUGGCAUCUUCCGGAACCCUAUCUUCUGCACCAUCGUGCUGGGCACAUUUGCCAUCCAGAUAGUGAUCGUGCAGUUUGGUGGGAAGCCCUUCAGCUGCUCUCCACUGCAGCUGGACCAGUGGAUGUGGUGUAUCUUCAUUGGCUUGGGAGAGCUCGUCUGGGGCCAGGUCAUCGCCACCAUCCCCACGAGCAGGCUCAAGUUUCUGAAGGAGGCAGGCCGGCUCACCCAGAAGGAGGAAAUCCCUGAGGAGGAGCUAAAUGAGGACGUGGAAGAGAUAGACCAUGCAGAGCGGGAGCUGCGCCGUGGCCAGAUCCUGUGGUUCCGAGGCCUGAAUCGAAUUCAGACGCAGAUUGAAGUAGUCAAUACUUUCAAGAGCGGGGCCUCCUUCCAGGGGGCCCUGCGGAGACAGUCCUCCGUCACCAGCCAGAGCCAGGACAUCCGCGUCGUGAAGGCGUUCCGUAGCUCUCUCUAUGAAGGGUUAGAAAAACCCGAAUCUCGAACCUCCAUCCAUAACUUCAUGGCUCAUCCUGAAUUCCGGAUCGAAGAUUCCCAGCCCCACAUCCCCCUCAUCGAUGACACUGACCUGGAAGAAGAUGCCGCGCUCAAGCAGAAUUCGAGCCCGCCGUCCUCGCUCAACAAGAACAACAGCGCCAUCGACAGCGGGAUCAACCUGACCACCGACACGAGCAAAUCAGCUACCUCUUCAAGUCCAGGGAGCCCCAUCCACAGCCUGGAGACCUCGCUUUAGCUGAGGCCCCUGUCACCUGGCCACCCUCAUGGACCCGCCGCCAACCGCCUCCGGGCACCCACUCUUCCAGGCACCGACUCCCCCACGCAGCAAGGAGCACUAGCAGGAGCCCACACAGCGGAGAGAGCGCCUUUCCACCCACAGACCCUUUCUCUGGCUGCGAUGCUGUUUGAACUCUUUUAUCACUCCCAGGCAAGGGGCAGGGUUAUCCUGGGGGCAUCUGGAGCAGAGAGCAGGAGUGUUCCCAAAACAAGAGCCCUUCCUGGCUCCAGCCCAGACAUGGACCUGCCGGGCCACAGAGUCCCCAGCAUGAAUGUACCAGACAUUCAAUCCUCCCCUCUUUUAGUUCUAGAGGGAUUGGGAAGGGGGUAUUUGUUUGUUUUCUUAGGUGGAACUAUAAACAGACUCUUUUCUGAGACUCCAAUCCACUGGUCUGUGAGGUUUGAAAUGCUUGUGCAGCAUGGUGUCAGAUGUCUAGAUUAAUUUAAUAACUUUUUGAAAUCGCAGAGCUUAACUCACAGAGUAGAUUUGCACCAAUGGAACCCAAGAACUCCACAGACACUCACGAGGUUAUAUCCAUUACUUUGUAUCUAUAUCAACGUGUACUUCUCCAAGACUGUAUACGUCCAUAUAGAUAGGUAGAUAUAUAUAUAUAUAUAUAAAUAUAUAUACAUGGAUAUAUAAAAUUUCUUUGCCGGCAUGUUGCCUUGUUUCUGCUUAAAUUGCUCUAUUUUAACUUAUUUAUGUCCUAAAAGAAGAAUGUAAUUUGUUUACAAACCUGUAGAUAAUGUCUUUGGCUAUUUGUAUGGUUUAAGAACACUGAUGGCCGAGUGCUACCAAACAGCUUGGUCCAGCAGACAUCUCCCCUGGAUUGCAUCCUUGAUGUUCUUCAAUAACCAUGCUAUGAUUUUUGCCUGCUAUUUCCGUUCAAUAACGUCACUAUCAUGGGAAGCUCAGGCAGAAAGCCAACUGCUCCUGGGGAGCCAUCCUGAGGAGCUGAGCACCAUGCUCUGUAGACAGAGGAGAAGAAGAGAGAAGGCUUCCCAGGGUUGCAACACAACACAGCCAUCCAGUCUGCAACACACUGGUAGAAGGCUUUUCUCUCGAUGAAACUCGCUUGAGUUUACGGAGUACAUCUUGGAACUGAGUUAUCUUUGGCACUGUCUGUACAGUCGAGGUAGUGUCCAGAUAUUAUAAAUGCUAUUGUGUUGAUUUUUUUUCCUUUUAGUUAGUAAUUUAGAGGUUUAUUUCCUUAUAAACGGCGGCAUAGGAGCUGCCGGCAUAUUGGAUGAGGGUUGGUAUGGCUUGCUGCUUUUAUUUUUAUUUUUGAAGAAUAGCCUUUUUCUCUGCACUAUUUAGAUCCGAAUGAACCUUAUGAUGUGUGUAUUGAGAUGUAUUCAGUGUGAUUUUUAAACCAAAUUGUCUUCCUGUAGUCACAAUAUAUACUGUAGCCUUUUAAAACAGCAAGUCUUGCUUUCCCGGACAGAAAGCCAUUCUGAAAUCCUCCCAUAUCACAGGUAAGAAAAGGUGGCUAUCUCCCCUCCCCCAGACAAUAACAGCACUAGUAAUCCCACUUAAUGAGAGCUUAUUUAAUCGUCUGUCAGCCUCUUAACUGCUAAGCACUUUGUGGGUCUCAGCUUUUUUCAUAAAAGAACUUUUGUAUUUAAUACAAAGUUUGCUUUGAGACUUUUCAGCAUACAAUCUUUUUCCAUAAACUUGUACAGUGCAAAAGACAUUUUGAAUACCAUGAUCGAUGAUGUCCCAUGCUUCAAGGAAAACCAACACUUUCCACCUCGCUUUUGAACUCCAUCCUUCACGCCAACUCUUCCCACAAUCUCUCAGUGGCAGCCUGGCCCCCCAGCCCUCCUCCAGGCCCAGAGAACUCUUCCACUAACAAGAUGAGAGCCACUCGGGAAAAGAGCCAUAGUCAGCUGGGAGGGCCCAUGUCUGGAUAGCUGUGAAGAACUUCAGGACUUGGGGGUUCAAAGUCUGCCCAUCCCACCUGGCAACAAUCUUUCUGUAAGGAGGAUCUUCUGUGAGAAAGAAUGUAUCCAGGAGAGGGAGCUACCUCCCCAGUGAUGGCAGACCAGCCCUGGCUGUGCCAACUGGAUUCCAGUAGAUACCACCAGAGCCAACCCACGCACCCCUCCAAGGAAGAAAGGCCUGCACAUGGGAAACCUGGGGAAGCCUUGGAACAUGAUGGGUUUUUUGUUGUUUGAGGAUUUUUCUUUUUUGAAUUUCCUUUUUCACAUUUCUCAUCUUGCCCUCCUAUGUUCGAUUAUAUAUCUGUGACCUCAUUCCAUGACACCAGAGUUGCUUUGCUUAUACACUGGAGCUUCUGGGCUUUUGGAACCAGGCCUCAAAGACAAACAGGAGGUUUUCUCUAAGUAUAGCCAGCUUCAAAGACAGCUUCAGAGAAGCUACUAAGGAGGCCCAGCAUGAGCAGUGGCCUCUUGUCAGGAAUGAGGGGUAACCCCACCCCCCACCCCAUCAUUCUCACACAUGCACAUUCAUCCACACAUGCACACGCCCACACAGGAGAUGGUUGGUUUGUUAAAACUCACUGUAGUACACAAAGCUUGCACUCUGCGUCCUAUAUCUAGCAGCAUGGGGUAUGUUUGGCAGUUCACCCCAUUAGGGGGUCAAUAAUUUAUGACCAUUCAUCUGUUUUUAUGAAUUUUUUUAUCUAGACAAUAAUUGUAAAUAAAGAACUUACUGUCUCUGUUCAUUUAAUACUAUGCAAUGGUCGUACUUUCAAUAGCUGGCUCUUCUGACUUGCAGAGUGGUUCUAAUGUGUCUGUGGUACUUUUUUUUAAAGGAAAAAAAAAUCAAGCAGAAUAUAGGAAGUCUCUGUGAUCUACACCCUUUCCUAGUGUGGGGCCUGCCCCUCUUCUUUCCUGUCCCCACACAGGGCUCCAGGCAGGGGCUAGUUCAGCUAUUAGAUCCAGUGAGCCCAUCAACUUGUCUCCCUACCCCCAACAAGUGAGAGCUUAGCCACUCACCUAGAUGUGGAGAAGGGAGAAUUCAACCUGCAACCCACAGAGUUUUUGGAAACUCAGCAGCAGUGCUCCAUUGCUCCACCAGCCCCUCACCAUCUCCUCCUCUCUGCCACAGCAUGGAGCUGACAAGAGAGAAGUACCCUGAUUCUAAGACUAGACCAGUGACACUGGCUGUUCCCAAGCCAGACACCGUCCUAUCCCAGGUUCCAUGGUUAACAAACAGCCACUAUUCCCCUGUCCCUUCCUUUGUCACUUCCUGAUUUCUUAUGUAGUCUUGGGCCUACUUCUAAAAUUUCUCUUCUGUUCCCUCAUCCACUGUUUCCUCUGGCACCAGCCAUGUGGUUUUAAUUAUUGUCCCUCUAGAAUGUUUAUUAUGUUGAGGGAUGAGUCUCCCUUAGUCUUCACAAGGUUUCCCAGUUUUUUUUUCACAUCUGUUCAAAUUUUGCUGGGCCUCUGCCCUCUGCACUCCUAUCCCUGCAAACUCUGAGCCUUGUCACUCUAUGUGCCACAUAUACCUCCCCCAUCAUAAUUACUGCCCAUUCAGGGCUUCUAAGUGCAGAAUGUCCUGUCAGGAGGACAAAACAGCAUUCUGAAUCCCUGAGCAUCUGGAAAAUCACCACUUCACCUGUCUCCUAAGCCCUGGAGUUGUAAGGAGAUGCCACCAAGCCCCCCACCCAACUUAGCUUGAACCCGUCACUUCAUGUGGUUGUACAAGGGCAGAUCUCCAUCUGCCAUGGUCCAGACUGGAAGAAAGGACCUCUCCCAGACCCAGUGCUAGGAGAGAACAUACAGCCUAGCUAGAAUUACUCUACAUGGAAAAACACUUCCUAUUUCCCUUUCCCAAACUAUUUCAUUUGACUAUUUUAUUUGUGUUAUUGGAGUGGGUCACCUCUUAUUAAUUCAGAGUUUCAACACCUUUGGGGUGCAGAAAUUUCUUGCUUGGAUGUCUCAGCAUCCUUGAAUCACAUGCUAACAAGCAUCCCACUCAAAUUUCUCUUGCUCUGGUAUCUAAGGCCCCACCCUUUGAGGUUUUUAGGAGCAGGGCACUUCUUGAAGCACCAAGGCCCCAAUCAGACCACAGGAUGUCCCCACAUAUUUUCCAAGAUCCAAAUGAAGCUCUUCUAACAUAGAGAUCCGACCCACCAAAGGCAGGGGGUACUCCAGGCCCUGGGCAGCUGCCAUCAUCCUCUCCUCUCAAAACAAAAGGUUCAAGGCUGCUUUGGGCCACCCUCCAGGUCCUUGGUCUGUUUUGUAACGUCUGUGGUGCUCUCCCUCCGGGGCCUUCCCUCUUGGGGGUCACCACACUUUGCUAACUCUUAUGUGCACAUCUUUUAUAACAGUAGUGAGGGAAUGGUGCCGCCUCCAGCUUCCACAAGCUGCCCGGGCUCUGGGGGGCUUUGGGACAAUUGGGGCUGGGAAGUGACUGUGCUCUUAUUGUACACUCUUUAUUUCUCUGUAUCUCUGGCUUGUGCUCUUUGUAACUAAUGGGAUUUGUCUGCCUUUUCAACACUAUACCGAGCAAUAAUAAUAAAUGCACACAUGGAAACACA
Molecule: messenger RNA, 8785 nt
Organism: Nannospalax galili (Upper Galilee mountains blind mole rat)
Lineage: Eukaryota; Metazoa; Chordata; Mammalia; Rodentia; Spalacidae
Gene: Atp2b2
Product: ATPase plasma membrane Ca2+ transporting 2
Exons: 24
Coding region: 418-4236 (1272 amino acids)
Biological process (GO): calcium ion transmembrane transport; regulation of cytosolic calcium ion concentration
Cellular component (GO): intracellular membrane-bounded organelle; postsynaptic density membrane
Molecular function (GO): ATP binding; ATP hydrolysis activity; PDZ domain binding
Source: RefSeq, a predicted model, not a curated record